Myiozetetes cayanensis is the source of this 1362-nucleotide messenger RNA. It is a transcript of the gene MRM2, whose product is annotated as mitochondrial rRNA methyltransferase 2. Gene Ontology annotation, cellular component: mitochondrion. The record is from RefSeq and is a predicted model, not a curated record. Gene Ontology annotation, biological process: RNA methylation. The transcript is spliced from 3 exons. Gene Ontology annotation, molecular function: rRNA (uridine-2'-O-ribose)-methyltransferase activity. Bases 4 to 738 code for a protein of 244 amino acids. NCBI's taxonomy places the organism in Eukaryota, Metazoa, Chordata, Aves, Passeriformes, Tyrannidae.
GCCAUGGCGGGGCCGGCGGGCGCUGCCAUCGCUGGGGGAAGAUGUUGGCAUUCGGUGAGCAGAUGUCUGCACACCACAGUCAGGUUUCUGAAGAAAACUGGAACUGAGCAGCGGUGGUUGGAGCGGCACUUGAAGGAUCCCUUUGUCAAGGCGUCGAAGCAGCAGCAUUACCGUUGCAGAAGUGCCUUCAAACUACUGGAGAUCGAUGACAAGCUUCAUAUUCUUCGGCCGGGACUUUCUGUUCUCGACUGUGGAGCAGCACCUGGUGCUUGGAGCCAGGUCGCUGUACAGCGGGUCAAUGCCUUGGGUACUGAUCCUGCUGUCCCCACUGGCUUCGUCCUUGGCGUCGACCUCCUGCAGAUUUCUCCUCUGGAAGGAGCAGUUUUCCUGUCAAAGACUGACGUUGCAGACCCCAGCACGCUGAGGACAAUCCAGAGCCUGCUUCCCGCAGGGAAGGCGGACGUUAUCCUGAGCGACAUGGCACCUAACGCCACGGGAAUCAAGGAACUGGAUCACCAGAAGGUGAUCAAUCUGUGCUUGGGCCUUCUGAACCUGUCCCAAAGCAUUCUAAAGCCGAAGGGAACGAUGCUCUGUAAGUUCUGGGAUGGAUCUGAGGCCCGUCUUCUGCAAAACAGACUGAAGGAGCAGUUCCAAGACGUGAGAACUAUAAAGCCUCAGGCCAGCCGGAAGGAGUCUGCGGAAUCUUAUUACUUGGCAAGGCUGUACAAAGGGAAAUGAAAGUUGGGAACUGCAGAUUCUCAAGCAUUGACUGGAAAUCUGAAUUUUAGUAGGUGUCUGAAGAAAAAUCCCACCAUGGAGACCCUGGGAAAACCUGCCACGAUUCUCACAAAGUCCAUCAUGCUCUUUGAAUAUCUGGAGGAAAUGGUUGGGAUUGGAGAGGAACAAUCUGAAAGGAAACCUCUGGGGCUGGAGUAAUGGAAAUGAAAAUAAAAUGGUGAUAUUGUGAGUUUUUAAUGUGUGCUUGAAGAUCAUUGCCCUGUUAAUGUUGUACAUGAGAUGGACCAUAAAGGGGUUUGUCGGAAUCUGAGGGAACAGCGAGGGGAGUUUGAGCCUAUUUAGUGCCUCAUAGAAGCUGGUGCAAUUUAUUAGCACAUAUAAAAAUAGAAAAUGUUUCUGUGCACGUCAGGAUCUGCAUCCUCACGUUGGGAUCUGUAACCCAGCAGUGCGGGAGACACGGCUGGCUCGGGAAUGUUCAGCCCAAUGGCUCUGCUGCCCUUCCUGUGGACACAGGCUAUAUUUAGGAAUUGCUGCUUCAUGGCACUCAGAAAUCCAGUGGCAGUGGGGCCGGGUCAUUGCUGUGCAGAUCAUUUCAGUCAUGUUUCAGGUGUGGCCUGUGGUGGU